UAUUUUGAAAUGCAUGGCCCCAUAGUGUGCCGUAGAAUAAGGAAGUAGAAUGAAUUGACAUAUCCCCUUGCCUACAGUCUACUGAGAAUGGAAAGUACCAGUACAGUCAAGUCAAAGUUGCAGUACAUCCUCUAAACAACGGAUUGUAAAGGGUAUUGGGUUUGAUUGAAACUUGUAUCACUAUUUCAACUGACAAGGUCUGGAAGCACUUCUGGGAAUGGCUCAAAAUUGCCUCAAGUGUUUGAAAUACACCAUGUGUGUGGUUAACUUCUUGUGCUUUAUUUGUGGAACCGCAGUGUUUGGUUUUGGAGUGUUCAUGAUGUUGAACUCCAAGGUGUCUGCUCUCAUCCCCACCCUGUACUCCCUGAAUCUGUCCAACACACUCCUCAUCACCGGCAUCAUCAUGACUUGUGUGUCCUUCCUGGGGUUCCUGGGGGCCCUGAAAGAGAACCGCUGCCUCCUCAUCACUUUUUUCAUCCUGCUGCUCAUUCUGAUGUUGGUGGAGCUGACUGUAGCCUGUCUACUGCUGGUAUAUGAGACAGAGAUUGACAGCUUCCUAAAGAAGGAUCUCACAGACAGUCUGAAGAUGUCCAGGGACUCAGCUAAAGGUGGGAAUUCCACAAUGAACACGGACGACUGGGACAUCAUUCAGACCACGUUCCAGUGCUGUGGGGUCAAUAACGCAAGUGACUGGAAGGACAAAGCGCCUAUGUCCUGCUGCUCCAUGAGCCCAUGUGACAUCAAGCAUCCAGUAUACUGGAAGGCCGGUUGUUACAAUAAGCUGACGGAGUGGUUUGGGAAGAACUUCCUAGCCACUGGGGUUGGUGUGAUUGUGCUCUGCAUUAUUGAGGUCCUGGGCAUGUGUUUCUCCAUGACUUUGUUCUGUCACAUAAGCCGGUCUGGACUCGCCUACAAAUUAUGAAAAUUCUGCCUCCCUGGUUAGGACCUUUCUGUUCACACUGAACACAUCUGUCUUCAACUGUUUUACAAAGGAUUUCCUUAUACACGUAUCUUUACAACAAUAAUUUGAAAAGCAUUCACCUAUGAGAUUUUAUAUAAUUAAAUGUAUGUUUUAUUUGUUUUCUGUAACAUGCCGCCAGUUCAUGCUCUCUGAGGUUUCAUUUCAUGCUGAAAGGCAGGCACUUUAUAAUGUAAACCCAAAUAAUUCAAUAAACAUUGAGCUUUUAAUUCAUUUUAA
This is a messenger RNA of Coregonus clupeaformis (lake whitefish), 1198 nucleotides long. Its product is annotated as leukocyte surface antigen CD53. The transcript is spliced from 8 exons. Gene Ontology annotation, cellular component: membrane. The record is from RefSeq and is a predicted model, not a curated record. Lineage: Eukaryota; Metazoa; Chordata; Actinopteri; Salmoniformes; Salmonidae. The coding region runs from base 218 to 922 and encodes 234 amino acids.